AAUCCGCAUAUAGCUACCCACAGCAUACACACGAUCGACUCCACCAGCCACUGCCAGAGACGUAGUACGUAGCUAGCACAAAGUUCAGACCGCUCCCAGCCCGGCCGCUCAGCAUGUGGACCAAGAAGGUGGCGACGCAGGUGGUUUUGGUCCUGCUCCUCCUCCUCAUCGCACAGGAGGCGGCGGUGCCGGGGGCGGAGGCGAGGAUCUGCCGGCGGCGCAGCGCGGGGUUCAAGGGGCCGUGCGUGUCGAACAAGAACUGCGCGCAGGUCUGCAUGCAAGAGGGAUGGGGCGGCGGCAACUGCGACGGGCCCCUGCGCCGGUGCAAGUGCAUGAGGCGGUGCUGAUCGUAGCUGCAAUGGCAGCUGCUCCUCACCGUACGUCAGCUAGCCAGCCCAUGGAACCAUACGCUUGUGUACCUACUUGAAUCGAAUGUGUGCCUGUGUCCCCCUUCUACGUAUCAUCGUAUGUACUCCACUAGCCAGCUACUGCAUCUCGAUCGAUGCAUCCAUGGGCGGGCUACGAUAUAAUAAUGUAUAAGAAUAAAAACGUACGGUUCAUGUUC
Hordeum vulgare subsp. vulgare (domesticated barley) is the source of this 565-nucleotide messenger RNA. RefSeq names its product defensin-like protein 1. Lineage: Eukaryota; Viridiplantae; Streptophyta; Magnoliopsida; Poales; Poaceae. The record is from RefSeq and is a predicted model, not a curated record. The transcript is spliced from 2 exons. Gene Ontology annotation, biological process: defense response. Bases 114 to 347 code for a protein of 77 amino acids.